AUGCCUGCCAUAAGGGCGGACAACAUUGCACAGCAAAUGUGUCGCGAUGAAGGAAGCCAUGUCGAAAACCGUUGCAGUUGCAGAAAUAAUGCAUGCCAUACAACAAAGAAGACCCAUCGAUGGAUUCAGUCAUCCGGAAACUAUGAAUGCGUUUCGCAAACGGAGCCGGAUGAGUCUGCGAAGGAAAACGACAACUUGACUACCAAAGUUAACAAAUGCUUGGUAUUAUUAUCGCACGUUAACACAAAGCUGGAUGCUAUGGCUGCCAUGCAAUGCGAACAACAAAAAUUAAAUUCAACAUCCGAAGUAAAGCUUGCAAAAAUCCGAUUGCAGCCUAUCAAAAGUUUGGCAGAUCUUGAAGCUCUGGAGGACAGAUGUCGUGAUGACGAUUUUGUGAAAACAACAGUGGCAUCAAUAGGGAAAAUCCAUGGUCGUCACCGCUUUACCAGCCAAGGAGCUACAGUAAGCCUUCAAAUCGUGGACCAUUUCUUCUCUCGCGAUUUUUUGAUGAAAUGCUCAUGGACAGGAAUCAGUCGCACUUCUGAAGGUGCACCAAACAACGGAAAAAUCCCUUUCAUGAAAUAUGAAAGAAUGAUCAACCUGUUUCAUCAAACAGUGUUACAUUCGGACCCCAACUACACUUUAACCGAUUGUAAAAACUUCUUACACCGGUGUUUGAAAAAUUCUAAGCAGAGAUUCGAAGAAGUAGCCGGCACCAGAAAACCCGUUUCGCGGAAGCGGGAGCGAUUGACAAAACGAACGGAGAAACCUGAGGAUGAAGAGGGGCACUCUAGCGGAGACAUCAAGACCGAAAGCAUUGAGGUAAUGGACGAUGGAAACCCGCCAGAUGAAGCAACCGGUAGUACAUCAUGGCAGAUCGAGUUUUUGGAGACGGAUGAGGAAUGUGUUUAA
This is a messenger RNA of Armigeres subalbatus, 912 nucleotides long. RefSeq lists its product as uncharacterized. The coding region runs from base 1 to 912 and encodes 303 amino acids. NCBI's taxonomy places the organism in Eukaryota, Metazoa, Arthropoda, Insecta, Diptera, Culicidae. The transcript has 2 exons. The record is from RefSeq and is a predicted model, not a curated record.